Messenger RNA from Ostertagia ostertagi, 240 nucleotides. NCBI's taxonomy places the organism in Eukaryota, Metazoa, Nematoda, Chromadorea, Rhabditida, Trichostrongylidae. The record is from the annotation of a GenBank genome assembly.
AUGGGAUUACAAAUCCUGAUCGUAGUGUUGUCUUUUGCGGCUCUAACUGUGAUUAUUAUAUUCAACAAGGCAUCCUACCGAAAACGUCACAGCUCCCAAAUGCAUCUUACAAAUCGUUACCAAUUGAACGAGAAUAUCCGAGUUGGAAGUUAUUUGAUGCCGAUUGCCAUCAAUGAAGUACUUGUUAAGGUUUGUUCCAAUUUUCUGGAUACUAAUGUUUUAUUCAACAAUAUUGACUAG